AUGCCGGUGGUGACUUUACCAACUGUUGAUGUACCUGACUCUGUAAUAGAUCAACUCAAUAAUGAAGCUAGUUCUGAGAGCAUAAGAUCAGCAUCUUGUGUCUUAUCAAAGCAACUGCAAGUUAAUGCAUCUAAAUUAGCAUGUAAUCUUGAAAAUUAUGAAGAUUCUUCACAAUCAGAGUCAUGUGACAUAGAAGAACUUAAAUCCGAUUUGCAUGAUGAAGUUAUUACCAAGUUGAAUAAAAAUAUAAUUGUGGAACAGGAGUUAAAGCAACAGUUAUCAUCACCUGCACAUACAUCUAUGUCAGAUCAAACUUCAGAAGAACAGAAUCCAUCUUCAGAUACC
Messenger RNA from Funneliformis caledonium, 345 nucleotides. The record is from the annotation of a GenBank genome assembly. Lineage: Eukaryota; Fungi; Glomeromycota; Glomeromycetes; Glomerales; Glomeraceae.